ACAUAUCUGCUAUGAUUAUCAUGGGCAGGCUAAUACAAUAAUAUCAAAUAUGAUCUACGCACUACCUCGUGGCUAUCCACAUUUUUUUGUACAUAGAAUUGGUUUUCUCCCUAAUCACGGUGCUGGUUGGAAUUACCGUCACGCGCGUUGCGGGACGGACACGAUAUACAGUACUUACUAAUGUUGCGUCUACCCGGAGAAACAUCGGGACAUAUGAUCCCCCAUGUGUGCCGUGAACUACGAUAUUCAGAACUACGAUACAGGUGAUCUCGAUUCUCGACAUGAUUUGUACUAUAUAGUAGCUCCAGAGGAUUGAUCCCUCCGCUCUUACUCCCGCAACCAUGAGCAUCACCAGAUCUUUGACAGAAGAUUGGUCUUUCACCCAAGUAGGCGGCGGACAGGGCACGAAGAACGACGAAUGGUUGGCGGUAUCGCAGUUGCCCACCACCGUGCACGUUGAACUUCUGAAGGCGGAUCGUAUUCCCGACCCGUUCCUGGGUCUCAAUGAAUGGGAGGUUCAAUGGGUCGGAGAGUCCGACUGGGCUUUCAAGAAUACCUUUAAGGUUUCUGCGAAGGAACUUGCGGCCACGAACGUGGACCUUGUGUUCGACGGUCUUGAUACUUUCGCAAGCGUGGAGUUUAAUGGACAUAAAAUCUUGGACACGGAAAAUCAAUUUAUCUCAUACAGAGCACCUGUGAAACAAUACUUGAAACAGGGUGACAAUGAGCUUGUUAUCAGCUUCUCGAGUGCGUUCCUGAGGGGGAGGGAAAUGGAGAAAGCUCACGGGACGUUGCACCUUUGGAACGGUGAUUCCAGUCGCUUGCAUGUACGCAAGGCACAGUACAAUUAUGGUUGGGACUGGGGGCCAGUUUUGAUGACCAUUGGCCCAUGGAAGCCUAUUACCCUUCACACGUAUAACGUCCGCCUCACGGAUGUUGACAUCAGAAGCAACGUGUCGGAGGCACUGGACGUAAAGGUCACCGUUGACUUGACGCUGUCCGAGAAAGCUUCCGGAUUGGCAUCUGUUGUGCUGAAAAAUGCACAGAACUCUGUAAUCCUUACAGAGGACAAUCUACAAGUCGGUUCUGGGAGUGCUCGCGCUGAGUUCCACUUCUCGCCUGGAGAGCUUGAACUGUGGUAUCCAGUUGGAUAUGGCGAGCAACCUCUAUAUGCAGUCGAGAUCACUGUUUCUGAUUCGCAAGGAAACACUCUGGACACAAAAACACAGAAAGUCUCGUUCCGCCGUGUUCGAGUUGUCCAGGACAUUCUUGUUGAUCAGGAAGGCCUCACUUUCUUGUUCGAAGUAAACAACAUCAGGAUUUUCUGUGGUGGCUCUAACUGGAUCCCCGCCGAUUCUUUCCUCACUACUCUUACUCCGGGGAAGUAUCGUGCAUGGCUUCAACUUCUCGUGGAUGGUAAUCAGAAUAUGAUUCGUGUCUGGGGAGGGGGCAUCUAUGAAUACGAUGUUUUCUACGAUAUUUGUGAUGUUCUUGUUUGGCAAGACUUUAUGUUUGGCUGCGGUCAAUACCCAGCAUACGAUUCUUUCCUGAAACUUGUCGAAGUUGAGGCAGAACAAAACGUCAAGCGAUUGAGACACCACCCAUCUAUUGUCAUCUUCACUGGAAACAACGAGGACUACCAACUUGCAGAGUCAAUAAAUAUCGUGGAUUACUCUGACGAAACUUCGGACUUCCGAAAGACCCAGUUCCCCGCCCGGUAUAUAUAUGAGCGGACGUUGCCAUCUAUCGUCCGCAAAUUCUGCGAUAUUCACUACCAUCGCAGUUCCCCUUACAGCGCUCCAGGCACAGUUACCACAGACAAGACACUCGGGGACCUUCACCAAUGGAAUGUAUGGCAUGGGUCUCAAGAACCGUGGCACAACUGGGAUAUACUCGCUGGUCGCUUCGUAUCUGAAUUCGGAAUGGAGGGAUACCCCAACAUUCGCACUGUUGAUUAUUGGCUUGCUGGUGACAAAUCAGAGCGAUAUCCUCAGUCCCGCGUCAACAAUAACCAUAACAAGGCCGCUGGCUUCGAACGCCGGUUGGAGCUCUACCUCGUGGAAAACUUCAAGCAUGCUUUCGAUAUGGACAGCUAUGUGUAUUACACACAAAUCAUGCAAGCUGAGACGCUUGCAUCUGCUUACCGACUUUGGAGGAGAAACUGGCGUGGAAAGGGUAGGGAGCACACUGCUGGUGCUCUCGUAUGGCAGAUCAAUGACUGCUGGCCAACUACGUCAUGGGCCAUCGUCGAUUACUUCUUGCGGCCCAAGCCGGCGUAUUUCGCGAUUGCACGCGAAUUGCGUCAGUACACGGUCGGGAUGACACGCAAGGAGAAGAAGACAUUUGCGAAUGAUCUAUCAGCUGCACAGUUCACAAUUGCAACAAUUCUCGAUAUCUGGGGCACGAACAGCACUCUAUUAGAGAAGAAGGCCAAACUUGAAGUUACUUGCUUCGACCUUCACUCCUCCUGGACGGCGCAGUUCUUCAAGGAUGUUGUGCUCGCUCCCAAUUCCAGCACUGAGUUGUACUCGGGUGACCUUCCCGGUCAGCCAGUACGCACGAAAGAGAGUGAAGUGCCACGUGCGAUCAUUGUCUCAGCACGUCUCCUUGAUGUAUCCGGAACCGUCCUUGGUAGAUACUCCAAUUGGCCAGAACCUUUCAAAUUCAUCAACUUCCCUAGCGUCAAAGAUCUAGGGUUUUCCGUCGAAACCGGCGGCGAUGGCGAUUCCCUCAAGCUCUCGACUCAGAGACCUAUAAAAGGAAUUAUUCUAGAUGCUGAAGGCGAGGACGUGAAGUGGAGCGACCAGGCCAUCGAUCUGGUUCCAGGAGAUCCCCAGAUUGUAAAGGCCAUUGGGUUGAAGGGUAGGAAUGUCAAGGUCCGCUUUCUUGGCGAUGGUACGGCAUAG
Molecule: messenger RNA, 2906 nt
Organism: Suillus paluster
Lineage: Eukaryota; Fungi; Basidiomycota; Agaricomycetes; Boletales; Suillaceae
Product: glycoside hydrolase family 2 protein
Exons: 20
Coding region: 342-2906 (854 amino acids)
Biological process (GO): carbohydrate metabolic process; glycoprotein catabolic process
Molecular function (GO): beta-mannosidase activity
Source: RefSeq, a predicted model, not a curated record